AUGAACGCAACACAGGAUUGCAUCGUGCUGCUGGGCGACUCUCUCACCGAAAUUAGCUGGGCCCCGGGGGGACUGGCGCAACGUUUGGCUGAGAACUAUGUGCGCAAAUUGCAUGUCAUCAACCUCGGCCUGUCUGGAUACAAUUCGGAAUGGGCGAUCCCCGUAUUUGAACAGUUGCUAUCCAAGAAAGAGGAGCAGCAGUAUCCAUACCUCCGGCAUGCGGUCUCCCUGUCCGCAGUCCAGUCCAACCUCCGGCGCCUCGUCAACAUGGUCAAGUCCCCCGAGUCGCCGUACUACUCCCCGAGUACCCGCGUGGUGCUGAUAACGCCCCCGCCGGUGAACACGCACCAGUGGGCGGAGUUCCAGCAGUCACAGGAUCCGCCGAGGGAGCAGGACCGGGAUAACGACAAGGCCAGACAGUAUGCCGACGCGGUCAAGGAGGUCGGGGCGAUGGACGGGAUACCCGUGGUGGAUGUCUAUACGCCCCUUUGGGAAGCAGCGGGCCAGAAUGAGCGGACCCUGAGCAAGUACUUGUCGGAUGGGCUGCAUUUGAACGCCGAUGGAUACAGCUUUGUCUACGACGGGUUAUUGAAGGUUAUUGCUGACAACUACCCCGAGAUUCUUCCUGAUAAAUUGAACACUGUAUUUGAGAUCUGGGAGCCGCUCGGAGCAUCGGACAAGCCUCUGGAAAUGCUGGACAAACGGAGUAUCUUUCCGAGUGGCAAGUAG
Messenger RNA from Gloeophyllum trabeum ATCC 11539, 729 nucleotides. Its product is annotated as SGNH hydrolase. The coding region runs from base 1 to 729 and encodes 242 amino acids. NCBI's taxonomy places the organism in Eukaryota, Fungi, Basidiomycota, Agaricomycetes, Gloeophyllales, Gloeophyllaceae. The transcript has 6 exons. The record is from RefSeq and is a predicted model, not a curated record.